UGUCUUUGCCCUGCCCAUGUUUUGUAUGUCUGUGUCCAUCCAUCUCCUGACGUUCAAGUUCGUAGGGACGUCACGUCCGCACUUGAACUUGCAGCUCAGGGGGGCUUUUGCCAUUUUUUCAUCUCUCUCUCUCUCUUUUCAAAAAAGCCAUGACGGCUAUCCCACAAUCCAUCUUCCCUGCGCCAUCUUUGUAUUAUUUCUAAUUUAUUUUGGAUGUCAAAGGCAUUGAUGAAGAUAUUUUCUCUGGAGUCUCCUUUCUAACCCGGCUCUCCCGAUGUGAACCGAGCUCAAAGCCACCACCAACCACCAUGUCUCGCCGCAAGCAAGGCAAACCCCAGCACUUAAGCAAACGGGAUUUUUCGCCCGAACCUCUGCAAGCCAUUCUUACAGAUGAUGAGCCAGAACAGGGGAGACUGAGAGCUCCAGAAGGGGACCACGACCUUCUAACUUGUGGCCAGUGUCAGAUGAACUUCCCUUUGGGGGAUAUUCUUAUUUUUAUUGAGCACAAAAGGAAGCAAUGCAAUGGCAGUCUCUGCAUGGACAAAGCUGUGGAUAAGCCACCUUCACCCUCACAAAGUGAGCUGAAAAAAGCAUCCAAUCCUGUAGAGGUUGGCAUCCAGGUCACGCCAGAGGAUGAUGAUUGCUUGUCAACAUCCUUAAGAGGAAUUUGCCCAAAACAGGAAAACAUAGCAGGCAAAGAUGAGCCCAGCAGUUAUACUUGCACAACCUGUAAACAUCCAUUCACUAGUGCGUGGUUCCUCCUCCAGCAUGCACAAAACACCCAUGGGUUCAGGAUUUACCUGGAGAGUGAGCAUGGCAGCCCCCUCACCCCCCGCGUGGGCAUCCCUUCAGGACUGGGUGCCGAGUGCACCUCCCAGCCCCCUCUCCACGGGAUCCACCUCGCCGACAACAGUCCUUUUAAUCUGCUGCGGAUACCCAGCUCUGUUUCUUCACGAGAAGCACCUAACAUGCGGGAGGGCCGCUUCCCACCCACACCCCCGCUCUUCAGUCCCCCUCCCCGGCACCACCUGGACCCUCACCGCAUGGAGCAGCACCUGAGUGCUGAGGACAUAGCGACACAUCACCCGAGUGCCUUUGAUAGGGUGCUAAGGCUCAACUCCAUGGCAAUUGAUCCACCAGCCAUGGAUUUUUCCCGGAGGUUGCGGGAGCUGGCUGGAAACACCACAGGGUCCACGCCGCCCCUGUCGCCCAGCCGGCCCAGCCCUAUGCAAAGGCUGUUACAACCACCAUUCCAGUCCGGUGGAAAGUCCCCCUUUUUGGCCACUCCGCCACUCCCAACCUUGCAGUCGCCAGCAGGUACCCCAUCAACUCCCGGCCAGCAACAACAGCAGAUGUCCUUAAAGGCCAAGUCGUGUGAGUUCUGUGGCAAAACUUUUAAGUUCCAGAGCAAUCUUAUUGUUCACCGACGGAGUCACACAGGGGAAAAACCUUACAAGUGCCACUUGUGUGAUCACGCCUGCACCCAGGCCAGUAAGCUAAAGCGCCACAUGAAGACCCACAUGCACAAGUCCUCGCCCAUGACGGUCAAGUCUGACGAUGGCCUGUCCACAGCCAGUUCUCCUGAGCCAGGUACUAGCGAUCUGGUGGGCAACGCCAGCAGUGCCCUCAAGUUGGUGGUUGCCAAGUUCAAGAGUGAGAAUGACCACGGCUGUAUGAUCCCUGAGAACGGGGAGGAGGAGGAGGAGGAAGAGGAGGAGGAGGAGGAGGAGGAGGAGGAAGAAGAGGAAGAAGAGGAGGAGCUGAUGGAGAACGAGGGGGGAGGGAACAACUACCACUUCAGCCUCAGCAUGGAAGCAUCCCACCACCACGAGAACAGCAGGGGGGAGGAAGGGAUCCCGCGCUCACUGCCAGAGGUCAUGCAGGGCAUGGGCAUGGCAGCGAGCAUGCAGCACUACAGCGAUGCCUUCCAGCAACACAAGCGCAGGCUGCUGUCUUCGGAGAUCGACGCCCACAGAGACAUGUGUGAUGAGGACUCUGUGGUCGGGGAGUCAGACCGGAUGGACAAUGGCUCUGCCAUCAAUGGCAGGGGCUCUUCUCCAAGUGAGUCGGCCUCAGUGGGCCUGUCCAAGAAGCUGCUGCUGGGUAGCCCCAGCUCCCUGAGCCCUUUUUCUAAACGCAUUAAAACGGAGAAGGACUUUGACCUGCCGAACACAGCCAUCCCCAACACAGAGAACGUUUAUUCCCAGUGGUUGGCUGGCUACGCUGCCUCCAGGCAGCUGAAAGACCCCUUUCUGAACUUCGGAGACCCCAGACAAUCGCCUUUUGCCUCUUCCUCGGAGCACUCCUCCGAGAAUGGCAGUUUACGCUUUUCUACUCCUCCUGGCGAGAUGGACGGAGGGGUCUCGGGUCGAAGUGGUACUGGGAGUGGGGGAAGCACGCCACACAUCGGUGGCCCCGGAAGGCCCAGCUCUAAGGAGGGCCGCCGCAGCGACACAUGCGAGUACUGUGGCAAAGUUUUCAAAAACUGCAGUAACCUUACAGUUCACCGCAGGAGCCAUACAGGGGAGAGGCCGUACAAAUGUGACCUCUGUAAUUACGCCUGCGCCCAGAGUAGCAAACUUACCCGGCACAUGAAAACUCAUGGCCAAGUGGGAAAGGACGUUUACAAAUGUGAAAUCUGUCAUAUGCCUUUUAGUGUGUACAGUACCCUGGAGAAACACAUGAAAAAGUGGCACAGCGAUCGCGCCUUGAAUAAUGAUAUAAAAACUGAAUAGAGAUGUAACAAUUACCCCAACCACCCCAUUGUGUUCCCUGUAGAUUUCCCUUUUUGGUAGUCCCUUGUGAUUGCAACAAUGGAAGUUAAGGAUGUAAGAAAACGUGCUUGUCACCAGCACACCUCGUUUAAUUUACCGUUGAAUGCAUGAUCUGUAUCAGGGCAAUACUAUUGCAUUUACGCAAACUUCAAGCCUUUCUCUUGUGCAAUAAUUUACAUGUUGUGUAUUCUUUUUUUAUUAGACAGCAUGUAUGGUAUGUUUUGGCUAAUUAAAAAAAAAAACAUUUCCCUGGUUGGUUAGUUGUUGAGUAAAUGUGUUGCUGUUUCCUUGUUAUUUUUUACUAAAAAAAAAAAAAUAAAUAAAAAAAAAAUACCAUGCUGCAUACAUUCUGUAAUACAUAUCAUGUACAGUUUUGUUUUGUAACAUGGAGGAAUACAGCCUUUUGCUUAACCCUCUCUGGACAGGCUAGGAAUCGCACUUAACAUGUCUUUGUAAAAGAUAUUCUGUCCAAAAGGGGUUAAAAAUAUGAAUUGGGUUAUUUAAGGAAAAAAGCAAAGUGACAGCCUUGAAUUUAUAAAAAAAAAAUGAAAGAAAGUUAAAAUUAAAUUUGUACUAUCAUUUGGUUAAAAAAAUAAUCUGAGUGCCUUGGAUUUAUUGAAACUGCAUUGGUUAAUCUUCCUAUUUGUUAUAAGCGUGGAGUCUCAGCUAGAUACUGGAAGUGGGUCUUUUACGAUUCUAAUUAAGGUUCUUGCAUCAAGCACCUGUCUGCUGUGGUCAACUGUGACUACAAAAGAGAAUGAAUUAAUGACGUAAAUAAAAAUUUAUAGUUAAUCAUCAUUUAGCUACCUAUCAUAUUUCUAUUAUGAAUAUGUUUACUAGCAUUAUAAAUGCUAAACGGUGUGGGUUUUUUUUUUUGUACUUUUUGUACCAUAGGAUUUGGUACUGUAAUUUACACAAUUGAUAUUUCCCAAUUAAGCUUGUGUGUGUGUGUGUGUGUGUGUGUGUAUAUAUAUAUAUAUAUAUAUAUAUAUAUAUAUAUAUAUAUAUAUAUAUAUAUAUAUAUAUAGCAGUAUUACUUAAACAGGGCAUUUUAAUUUUUAUUAGAAUUUAACAAAACUGAAUUACAGAUACUGAAGGGGAGGUUGGGACACCAGACCUUUUUUUUGUGAAAGAAGCAUUUAAAGUUCACUUGCCAGCCCUUGUAGUGAUGAUUAACUAUGAAUUGCCUAUAUACGCAUUGAAAUCCUAAAAAUAAUUUCAUUCACAAGAGCUGCAGUAUAUAUAUGCCUGUGCUCCCUAUUUUUUUUUUUUUUUUUACAUUUUUCAUACACUGUGUGCUAUUUGUGUUGACAUUUUUCUUAUUAUUAUUAUUAAGCUAGCAUCCACCCCAGUUGGUAUUCAAAUAGCACUUGACACUCUGCCUGUGAUGACUGUAUCUUUUUCUUCAAUCAGAGGUACAGGGCUUGAGUAUAAAAUAAGACUGCUCAUAUAUAGGACAAUUAAGUGCACUGUACAAUUUUCCCAGUUUACAGGUAUACACUUAAGGGAAAACUUGCUAUAAUGUUAACAAAUGAAUCUGAUCUCAUUGUUAAGCAUCAGAGAGAGAGAGAGACAACGUUGCCAGCCAUUUCCUAGCCUAGUAAGCCUAACUACUUGGCACAAUGUAGCAGUGCUGUGAAUGGGGGGAAAAAACUACCCUUCUGUAAAUUAAUGAUCGUACUUGCUACUUAUGGUGCAAGGAUUUUUUUUUUAAAUAUAAAUAUUAGAGUUUUUUAAAAGAACACUUCAUUAUCUGUAGGGGAACUGUAUGUAAUUACUUUAUUGUCUUGGUGGUGUUCAAGACUUGAUCACAAUUAAAAAAAAACAGCAACAAAAUACAAAAAACAACGGCAGUGGAUAUUCUUCGCCUUUGGCUAUUUAUGGCUCUUUAGGUUAAAUAAAACUUGGAUUGGAUUUUAUAUAUAUAUAUAUAUAUAUAUAUAUAUAUAUAUAUACACACACAUACACACACAUACACACACAAACUUAAACAUAGGAAAAUGCACACUCAUGUUGAUUCCUAUGCUAAAACACAUUUAUGGUCUCUACUUUAUUCUCUAUUUCUAGAAUGGUAUUUGAAUUAAAUGUUCACCUAGUGUAGGCACUAUAGUAUUUAUAUUGAGGCUUGUAUUUUUAACUGUUGCUUGUUCUCAUAAAAGGUAUCAAUGUACCUUUUUUGGUAGUGGAAAAACACAGGCUGCCACAGGUAUAUUUUUUUAAUUUGGCAGGAUAAUAUAGUGCAAAUUAUUUGUAUGUUUCAAAAAAUAAAAACCAGUGUGGCAUUGUAUAGACAAGGAGCCAUCUAAUGGUCUCUUAAAGGAGUACUCUCAGAAUGUCGCACCAAUAGCUGAAACAGGUGGUUGUACAUAUCUUUAUUUCUUUUCUCUCCUGCUGCCAUAGUGUAUGCAGUACUGCAAGCUAAUGUUGGUUUGUUCUGUAGUGUGCUUUUUGUCCCUUAACUUCUCUCACCCUACUACAUUCCAGCAUCUUAUGAAAGAAAACAAAAUUCAUAUGCAGUAAAAAAAAAAAAAAAAAAAAAAAAAAAAAAGUUUUUGCGGUUUUUUUGUUGUUGUUGUUGUUUUUUUUUCAUUGCCAAAAAUUAAAUGGUGCUUUAUAUUUAGAUUGGGAAAGAAUUUCAUAUGCAAAGCAUAUUUCAAAAAUAAAAAAAGGAAAAGACCGGUUGAGUUAAUACUUUUUUGUAAAUGGCAAUGCAGAAUAUUUUGUUAUCAGCCUUUUCUAUUCCUGUUAUGAAAGCUGUUUGUUGUAACUUGAACUUGAACUUUAUCUUUUACUAUGGGAGUCGCUAUUUAUUAUUACUUAUGUGCUCUGUUCAAAACGGACGUACUGAAAUGGAUUUUUUUUUUUGGUUAUUUUUGUUUUUGUUUUUUUUAUUUUAAAGAUGACCAAAGGUCAUGACAACCUGGCUCUUUUUGUUGUAUUUGUUUCUGGUCUAUGUUGAGUUCUAUUGGAGAAACCACUGUCUGUGUUUUUUGGCAGUUGUCUGCAUUAUCCUGUUCACACACCCAUUUUGUCCCUUUAUUGAAAAAAUUAAUAAAAAAAUUAAAGUAUA
Molecule: messenger RNA, 5844 nt
Organism: Acipenser ruthenus (sterlet)
Lineage: Eukaryota; Metazoa; Chordata; Actinopteri; Acipenseriformes; Acipenseridae
Product: B-cell lymphoma/leukemia 11A-like
Exons: 3
Coding region: 309-2735 (808 amino acids)
Biological process (GO): negative regulation of dendrite development; regulation of transcription by RNA polymerase II
Cellular component (GO): nucleus
Molecular function (GO): DNA-binding transcription factor activity; RNA polymerase II cis-regulatory region sequence-specific DNA binding
Source: RefSeq, a predicted model, not a curated record